AUGGGCUACGGUCUCGGCAAUUUGUUCCGUAGUCUUGCCAGAGUCGUUACGCCCUUGGUAAAAAAAGGGGCAAAAACUCUCGGAAAAAUUGUGGCAACAACAGGUGCCGAUCUUUUGGGAGACGUUGCAGCCGGAAAGAACGUAAAGGAGGCCGCAAGAGUGGGCGGUCUAGAGGCACUUGGUGCUGCAAAAACAAAGGCCUUGGAACACAUAUGGGCAAGAAAACAGCCGAAGGAACAAUCAGGCCGUGGAAGACGCUCCCGGGGUGGUAAACGGUCGAGAAGUAGAUCUAAAAACACCAAACGAUCCAGGAACCGGAAACCGAGUAUCAAACGAUCCAGAAGCAAAAAACGGGCAGUUAAAAAGAGAAAGCCAUCGAGAUCGACAACCAGAAGCAGGUCGGCUAAGAAACGAAAAACAUCUCCUCAAGACAUAUUUGGAUAA
Paramuricea clavata is the source of this 444-nucleotide messenger RNA. NCBI's taxonomy places the organism in Eukaryota, Metazoa, Cnidaria, Anthozoa, Malacalcyonacea, Plexauridae. The record is from the annotation of a GenBank genome assembly.